Messenger RNA from Oryzias melastigma (Indian medaka), 2076 nucleotides. It is a transcript of the gene ephx2, whose product is annotated as epoxide hydrolase 2, cytoplasmic. The transcript is spliced from 18 exons. Lineage: Eukaryota; Metazoa; Chordata; Actinopteri; Beloniformes; Adrianichthyidae. Gene Ontology annotation, cellular component: peroxisome. Gene Ontology annotation, biological process: cholesterol homeostasis; phospholipid dephosphorylation. The coding region runs from base 64 to 1767 and encodes 567 amino acids. Gene Ontology annotation, molecular function: lipid phosphatase activity; magnesium ion binding. The record is from RefSeq and is a predicted model, not a curated record.
GUCCCUGCAUCAUGGGUGGGCGGAGCAGAGUAGCCGGAGAAAAGCGCCUCCAGCCCGAACAACAUGCUGAAGCCUGGUAGCAGAGUCAUGGCGGAGAAGAAAGCGGUGCUCUUCAACUUCUGGGGGGUCGUCGUGCCUUCCAAACCCGACGGUGUUUUCCAGAAAGUGGAGGAGCGACACAGCCUGCCCGGCGGUUCUCUGUCCAGCAUCUACUCUCAGACCGAUGGCUCCCUCAGGCGGGCGGAGCGUGGAGACAUGCCUCUUUCUGAGAUGCUCCCAGCGUUAGAGGCCGAGUGCGUGAAGGAAAGUCAGGCCAAAGGCGCGGCGCUGCCGUCUGAUUGGUCCAUCAAUGGUGUGCUAAAGGAGAUCAGGAAGGAGAUGAUGAACGUCAGACACGCAGUAUUGAAGACUGCCGCAAGCCUGCGGCGCAGUGGCGUUCUAACCGCCGUGCUAGCCAACCACUGGCUCGACGAUGUCAGCGACGAUGAUACUUCAGCCCGCCUUCUCUGUCUGCUCGGUGGCCAUUUUGAUCUGGUCCUUCAGUCCUGUCACGUAGGCCACAGGGUCCCAGAGCCUGACAUGUUCAGCGCUGGUCUGCAGCAGCUUCGAGUGACGCCCCAAAACGCUCUGUGGGUCGAUGCGGGUGAGGCGGGCGUGAAAGCGGCCGAGGCUGCGGGGAUGAAGGCCGUCCUGAUGGAAAGUCUGGAUGCAGCCCUGGAGAAAAUCUCUGAGUUCACAGGAGUUAAGGCAGAGGAGGCCGAGAGUCCCCCGCCGUUCUGCGGCCCUGACGAAGUCUGUCACGGAUACGUCACCAUCAGAACUGGUGUGCGGACUCACUUCGUGGAGAUGGGCUGCGGUCCCCCCGUUCUGCUCUGCCACGGCUUCCCUGAGAGCUGGUACUCGUGGCGUUUCCAGAUCCCUGCCUUGGCAGCAGCGGGCUUCAGGGUGUUGGCGUUGGACAUGAAGGGAUACGGAGAGUCAACGGCGCCCCCUGACAUUGAGGAGUUUUCUCAGGAGCAGCUUUGCAAGGAUUUAAUUACAUUCCUGGACAAAAUGGCGAUUCCACAGGUCACCCUGGUGGGUCACGACUGGGGUGGAGCCCUGGUGUGGUCCAUGGCCCAGUUUCAUCCAGAAAGAGUCAGGGCUGUGGCGUCUCUCAACACGCCUCUCUUCAAAGUGGAUCCUUCUGUUCCUUCUUCAGAGAAGCUGAAGGAUAUUCCCAUCUUUGACUACCAGCUGUACUUCCAAACUCCUGGUGUAGCAGAGGCAGAACUGGAGAAGAACCUGGAGAGAACCUUCAAGAUUUUCUUCUCCCGCAGCAGUGAACGGUCGAGCCGUCCUGCUCUCAGCACCGCCGGAGUCCGCGCUCGAGGAGGGCUGUUCGUGGGUCUGCCGGAGGAGAUUCCUCAGAGCUCCAUGCUGACCCAGAGCGUCCUGCAGUAUUAUGUCAGCCAGUUUGAGAAGUCGGGCUUCAGAGGACCUUUGAACUGGUAUCGGAACGGCCACGCCAACUGGAAAUGGUCGUGCUCCCAGCCCACCGGGAAGCUGCUGAUGCCGGCGCUGAUGGUGACCGCAGGCAAGGACUUCGUCCUGCUCCCGGCGCUCUCCAAAGGCAUGGAGGACAUGAUUCCCAACCUGACCCGCGGACACAUCGAGGAAUGCGGACACUGGACGCAGAUGGACAAGCCGGCAGAGACCAACGACAUCCUGAUCGGGUGGCUCAAAGAGGUUCACCAGAGGGCUGCGGGGGUGGCUCCUAAACUUUAAGAAGUAGGGGAGGGAAGAGAUGGAUGCUGGGAAAUCUGGAAGAAUGGGGAAAAAUGCUACAAAUAUGAAGACUAGAACACAGGAAGGAAUUUGAUUGUAAAUAGUUUGAUAGAAAGACAUUUAGAGGGUAAUUGUAGAAAUGUUUAGUCUAAUUUCAUUAAACUUUCACAAUAAAAGCCCUAACUUUUUUUAUUAAACAGUUGGAUUUAAAGAUUUCCUCCCGGAAAAAACACAAGUUUUAAUGAUUAAAAAAUGCUAAUUGUCUGCAGGGAAAAUAAUCAAAUAAAAACAAUGAAAAAAACUCAGCAA